Planococcus citri (citrus mealybug) is the source of this 1509-nucleotide messenger RNA. RefSeq lists its product as uncharacterized. The record is from RefSeq and is a predicted model, not a curated record. Bases 205 to 1467 code for a protein of 420 amino acids. The transcript is spliced from 5 exons. NCBI's taxonomy places the organism in Eukaryota, Metazoa, Arthropoda, Insecta, Hemiptera, Pseudococcidae.
ACUUCACUGUCAAAUUUUUUCUAAUUUCAUGAGCAAGCUCGUGCGUUACAUGAAAUUUUUAAAUAAGGUUACGUCGAAACUAAUCUAUCUAUCUGUUCUAUAAUCUUCAAGAUACGUAUCAUUUUUCGGUAAAAAUACAACAACCAUAUCAGCAUUUUGGUUACUUUUACAAGUGACCAUCGGAACAACAUAUUAUUUGACCAGAUGAAUUUCACAAAAGGGAUAUGUUUCUUCAUUCUAUUCAUGUUCAAAGAAAUCAGUACCGUAAGGUCAAUAAUCGAUCCAUCUAAAAAAUAUGAUAUCACAGAUGUUCUUCACGAUUCCAUCAGAGACGCGUUAAACGCUAAUUGUUUGCCAACAAAAUUAUAUAACAGCAUGAUAUAUCCGCAAUUUGAUACUUACUUAGCUGAAAAUCAGAUAAAAAGCAAGCGUUUUUCAAAGUCCGUUUUUUUCAGCCACUUAUAUUUCACAUUAAAUUCGGACGGUUCUGCAGGCUCUUCAGUUCGUUGGAACAUUUCAAAAAAUGAAACGUAUGUAGGCAUAGAUUAUGUAUCAAUCAUUAUCGGUGGAGAGGUACGCAUGUGGCAUAAUUUGUUUGCCUACACUCGUUUCAUGGCAACAAUUGACAUGAACAAUGUAUCAGUAUGUGCCAGGCAAUGGACCACCGGCGAUGAAGAUAAGAAGAUUCACACCAGUGUUUCAUUUGGUUUUGCUGGCAUUUGGGGGGACAAUACAAUAAUUCGAGAUUACAAGAUCGAAUAUAAAGAACGACAAAAGAUGGUAUACAUAGUCAACAACAUACUUCCAACGAUGAUGGAACAUCGUAUAAUUUUUAACAAGAAUUUUUCGCAAUAUUUGAGAGACAGCCCAUCCACUCAACCUAAUCAGAAAAUCAUCUCAAAAUAUCCAGACUUUCACGCGAAUAAAGAACAGUACUACUAUUUAUUACUUCCGAUUACUCUCGAACUGAUCAGCUUCAGCGACAUUAAGGUCGUAGGUUUGUCGAAUUUUGAUUCAAUGGAGAUUGCACGGCAUCCACUUAAACGCGAUGAACCGAAAUACUAUCACAUCUUACACAUGAAUGAUAUUUAUGGAAGUAUGGACUUGAGAUAUGGCAAGGAGAAGCCAGAGUUCAAAAAACAAAUCGCUAAGAUAAAUUUCACAAUUAAUCGACUUUCCAUGCUAGUUGACUUUUCAUACAACUUUACUAUAUUUGAAGCAGAAGACUACUCGAUCACUGAAUUUCCUCAAAACUUCUCAAUUCCAAUAAUCAAUUGGUUAUCGAAAUUUUCAUCGACGAUAAUGAGGCACAUCGAAUCUGCAAUGGCACAUUCAGUACUGAGGGGAUUCCGGAAUAAAUUCAACGUUCAGGUAAAGAAUGCGUCAAGUUUGGAGUCGAGUACGCGUCAAAUGGAAAAUUCAUUUAUUCAAAAGCAUGGUAAAAUCAAGUCAUCAUAUGAUUUUUGAUAGAUUAAUGUGAUGGGUCCAAUAAAGUUGUUUGCAAUGGAA